AUGUCUGAAAGUGAUACAGAAUUUCUCAAAGACCAGGUGAUGAGGCUGAACUACCUGCUUGCCAGGUAUCAAGAUGCAUAUCCAGAUUUUGUGUUAAAGGAGUAUGAGCUUCCAAAAGAGUGGGCUCAGAAACAGCCAUGGCUUAGAAAAACGGAACUGUCUCCCUUGCUGCAGGAGUAUGAUACCAUCAUUUUUGGGUUGCAGGGUCAGCUAGCUAAUCUUCAGGAUGAUCUUGAGAGGCUGAGAAGACAGUCCAGGGAUUUAGUUCAAGAAAAUGAAAGCCUUCACCGAGAACUGAAAGAAGCCGUUCAGGGUCAUUUGUCUCCAGAUCAUGCUGGGGCAGGUGAUGAGGGAGAUGGUAGGAGUGAUUUCUUGAUACAAAGUCUUCAACACCAGCUUGAACUUCUCACAAGGGAGAAGGAAGCAGCUGAUGAAAGAUGGAGGGAAGCAGCGCAGGAAGUUGAUCGAUUAGCAGGAAUGCUUGAGAGGGAGAAAGACAGCCACCAGUGGAGGGUGGUGGAACAGCAAGCACACCAGGUUAAGGAACAAUACCAGCAGUCAGUGACGGUCAUUAACAGAGAGGUGGAGUCUCUACAGAAUGAUCUCAGGGAUUGCCGUUCAGAAAAUAGCAGCCUGGUGCAGAGAGUAUCAGAACUGCAGCUCCGAGUGAAUGACCUUCAGCAACAACUGAUAUGGAAGGCUCAGGAAAAUGCAGAUACCAUUUUCAAGGAAGGCUUGUCGGACAGCAAGAUCCUGGAGCUGAAGAGGAUAAUGGAUGAGUUGAGGGAGAGGCUGUCUGAAAUAACAAAAGAAGCUAGCGAGCUGAGAAGGGAGAAUGAUACCUUGCAUGUACGAGUGACAGACCUGCAGAGAAGGCUAUCUGAUGCCGAAGUUCGAGAAGCUGAAGCAGUCACUCAAGUCAGGGAAGCUGUGCGGAUGGCAGAGGUGGCCAUCUUGGAGAAAGAUCAGGCUGUGGUUGUGGCUCAUCAGAAAGAGCAAGAACUGGAAGAAAUGAAAGGCGUUGUGUCGAAGCUGAUCCACAAGGCAGGGGCUCGCACUAGAGAGGAGGUAGACAUUGUCAGAAAGCAGUGUAAUGAGCAGAUAACCAGGUUGACAGAGGAACUUCAUGCACUGGAACUGGAUGGCGUGGAGAAACAGUCUCGGCUUGACAGACUUUUGAGAGAGAAGCGAGCUGCGGAAUCAGAACUACAGCAGAUUUACAGAGAUGGUGCAGUAGAAGGUUCUAGGUCAAAGGAGGAAUACCAGCAUCUGAACAAGAGGGUCAUUGAUGCAGAACGUGCAAAAGAUGAGGCAAAUAUAAAGAUUGAUUCCCUUCAGACCAAGGUGGACAGGCUUACCAUGGACAAUAAGCAACAGAAAAGCCAGCUAGAGGCAGAGAUAAAACGGUUACAAGAAAGACUUUCCAGCAUUCAGUCAGAGUUUGAAGUUGUCAAUGAGGAUCGUAUGAACCUCAUGAAUAAACUCGGUGAAGUGGAUAAAAAAUUAGUGGAGUUACAGCAGGAAAGGGAUGCUGCUUAUAGGAAAUCCAUUAAAGAACUUGCCCUGGUGGAGCAAGACCAGCAUGUGAAAGUUCGAGAGAUGGAAGUGAAACUUCAGACAACAGAAGAUGCUCACAGACAGACAGUUACCGAGCUUCGUAACAUGUUGACAGCACAGCAGAGGAUGAGUGCCAGGUGGAAAGAAGAAUGCCAAACAAUCACCCAUAAAUUUGAGUGCAAGAUGGAGGACCUGCGGAAGGAGCUGAGCCAUGUGAAGAAAAGAAAUGAAGAGUUAACAUCACUUCUGAAAGAUAGUCAAGCUAAGACAGCAGACGUUCAACGGAUGCUUUCCGAGUAUACAAAAAAUAUUCGGCGUAUGGAGGAAAGAGUAAGAGAGUCCGAACAACAGGCAGCAGAAGCGAGCAAACAGGUAGCCAUGCAGAGUAUAAGAGCAAGGCAGAUGGCGUCUGAUCGGGAAAGUCUGCUUGCUGAACUGGCUCGUAGUCAGAGCCGAGAAUUGUUGAAGGCAAACACAUUGAAGACAAGUUUAAGGGCACAUGGUGUAUCCGAGCCAAGUCGGAAAGUUGUCGGAGAUUUGGGUCAGAGCUACAAGGGGGAGCUUACUCUUGACCAGUUAUAUACAUCUGCUAAUCAUCAUUCUUUGUUGGAUAGAGAGGACAGAUAA
Molecule: messenger RNA, 2184 nt
Organism: Candidula unifasciata
Lineage: Eukaryota; Metazoa; Mollusca; Gastropoda; Stylommatophora; Geomitridae
Source: the annotation of a GenBank genome assembly